CCGGGCUGGGGGGAGGCACAACAAACAUGGCGGCGGCGGGAGGCGGGAGCGGCGCGGGGCGGCGGCGGAGACACCAACAAAUGGAACACAAAUUAACUUAAGCCUACAGGAGGCUGUGACACCUGGAAGAGGGUAGGAAAAGUGGAGAAGCUGUGCUCUGUGCUUUUUAUCUGACGUGUUGAGGUACAUUUUGGAGCAUGUUUGCUACUUAGCAGGGAACUAAAAUUCAGGCACGAGAGGUUAUAAAUGAAAGAGUCAAUAUGGGGGAAAAGAAGGCAGAACCGUUGGAUUUUGUGAAGGAUUUUCAGGAAUAUCUGACCCAGCAGACCCACCAUGUCAAUAUGAUUUCUGGAUCAGUUACUGGUGACAAGGAAGUAGAGACUCUCCAGGGAGCUGGGACAGAAGGUGAUCAGAAUGGCCUGGAUCAUCCUUCUGUUGAAGUUUCACUGGAUGAAAACUCAGGAAUGUUGGUGGAUGGCUUUGAAAGGACUUUUGAUGGGAAGUUAAAGUGUCGAUACUGUAACUAUGCCAGCAAAGGAACAGCACGGCUCAUCGAGCACAUCAGGAUCCACACAGGGGAGAAGCCACACAGGUGCCACCUGUGUCCCUUUGCCUCGGCCUACGAGCGUCACCUGGAGGCUCACAUGCGGUCCCACACCGGGGAGAAGCCCUACAAGUGCGAGCUGUGCUCCUUCCGCUGCAGCGACCGCAGCAACCUGUCCCACCACCGCCGGCGCAAGCACAAGAUGGUGCCCAUCAAGGGCACCAGGUCCUCCCUGAGCAGCAAGAAGAUGUGGGGGGUUCUGCAGAAGAAGACCAGCAAUUUGGGCUACAGCAGGAGAGCAUUAAUUAAUCUGAGCCCGCCCUCCAUGGUGGUGCAGAAACCAGACUACCUUAACGAUUUCACCCACGAGAUCCCCAAUAUCCAGACUGAGGCGUACGAGGGCAUGGCAAAGAGCACUCCAAGCGGGGGCUUGCCAAGAGAUCCACAGGACCUCAUGGUGGAUAAUCCUUUAAACCAGCUCUCCACCUUAGCAGGACAGUUGUCCAGUUUGCCACCUGAAAACCAAAAUCCAGCCUCUCCUGACGUCGUUUCCUGUCAGGAUGAAAAGCCUUUCAUGAUACAGCAGCCUGCUGCACCUGCAGUAGUUUCAGCUGUGUCAGCAAAUAUCCCUCAGAAUUCCUCUCCAACCAGCCCUGACUCCCGGCCCACACACAACCAGAGGAACUAUAGUCCCGUGGCAGGGCCCAGCAGCGACCGCAGUGCCCACACCAGUACUCCCAGCAUCAGCAACAGCCAGCCCAGCACUCCAGCUCCAACCCUGCCAGUGCAGGACCCUCAGCUCCUGCACCACUGCCCACACUGUGACAUGUACUUUGCAGACAAUAUCCUUUACACCAUCCACAUGGGAUGCCAUGGAUUUGAAAAUCCUUUCCAGUGUAACAUUUGUGGGUGUAAGUGUAAAAACAAGUACGACUUUGCUUGUCACUUUGCAAGAGGCCAACAUAAUCAACAUUGACUGAGAACAUGCUUUUCUUUAGUUUUUUAACAUAUUACAGUCUAUUUUUCAUACUUGCUGAUGGAAAGCUUGCACAUUCCCAUAAGGAAUCUUCACAUUAAUCAAUCCGACAAAGGAGGCAAAUUGAUUUCCGUGUUCUUGUAAAACUUGCCAGGGAAAUUUUGUAUCAGAUUCAGUUGCUGUUUUAUAUGUAGCCUUUCAAAAAAAGUCAAGAGUGCUGUAAGGGUUGGAAUGCAUUUACAUGCUGUGGUUGCUAAAUUUAAGUUGCUUGCACUUAAUCCCAAUAAACAUUCUGCAAGUGGA
Messenger RNA from Zonotrichia leucophrys gambelii, 1823 nucleotides. RefSeq names its product IKAROS family zinc finger 5 (gene IKZF5). Gene Ontology annotation, biological process: regulation of transcription by RNA polymerase II. The transcript is spliced from 6 exons. Gene Ontology annotation, molecular function: RNA polymerase II cis-regulatory region sequence-specific DNA binding; DNA-binding transcription factor activity. The record is from RefSeq and is a predicted model, not a curated record. NCBI's taxonomy places the organism in Eukaryota, Metazoa, Chordata, Aves, Passeriformes, Passerellidae. The coding region runs from base 261 to 1520 and encodes 419 amino acids.